Messenger RNA from Cryptococcus wingfieldii CBS 7118, 4797 nucleotides. Its product is annotated as leucine repeat containing protein. Lineage: Eukaryota; Fungi; Basidiomycota; Tremellomycetes; Tremellales; Cryptococcaceae. Bases 1 to 4797 code for a protein of 1598 amino acids. Gene Ontology annotation, molecular function: protein binding. The transcript has 7 exons. The record is from RefSeq and is a predicted model, not a curated record.
AUGGCCGCGAUUCCUGGAUGGGCCACAGACGAACUCGGCGAGGAGUGGCCAGAGUCAUCUCCCUCCCCGCCCCCCACCGCCAAGCACCACCCCGUCCCCUCCCUCAAGACCAACCCAGACUCAAUCAGUGCAAAGCGCGGCUCACUACGCAUGCUCGGACAGGCUGCUGCCCGCCCCCUUCCGCCCUCCAGAAGUGCCAGCAGUGCAUCAGCGUCUGAGCCAAAGAGGAUAGUCUCGGGCCAUGUGGAUGAAGGCCGGGGGCACGUAUCAGGAACAGGCCUCGACGUUGGUGUCUUGUCUCCGCCCUCCUCGCGGGCGUCUUCGGAUGGCAAGCCCGAACCUGUCGCUGGGACAUUCGUGGUGAAGGAGGGAGUGGACGAUGAUCGGGGAGCGCAUCUUGCGAGGAAUGGUAUGGGGGUGAAGGGAAAGGAUAUUUUUGGCGCACUGCCCCUUGAGCGGAUGUUUGACCCGCCAUCUCCAGCCGCAGCCGAUGUCAAGGCCGAACAUGCGCAAACUGCUGAACCUUCAACAUCGCCAGAAUCUGCACCCCCGACACCUGCUCCCAAGGCUACCGAACCUCCUCGGAGGGCGUCUCAUCAAUAUGCGCCUCUGAACCCAUCGCGGCUUAGUAAAUCAGUCACACCUUCGUCCAACGACUCCUUCACCACAACCACCUCUAGCGCACCUUCGCGCUCAACCACCCCCAUCCCAGCUCCUCCUCGAGAACAUGAAGGCGAGGACUCUCUUCUCAGAGAUUCCACCAUCAUCAGAAGCGACAUUGAUGAUUCUGCUUUUGGCGGCGACUUCGUGACUGCGCCCCAGGGUGAAGAGUCGCGAAACGAAAUUCAAUACGCCGGAUCCCAGGGUAUCUCCAUCCAGUCGUAUGCUUCAUCUACUCGGGUGCGAGAGGAUUCUCCCUUCUCCGCCCCCGGUGCUAGCUACCAAUUCACUUUUGAAUCUCCUCACCAACCGUCACAAAGUGCUCAAUUUAGCCUCGAGGGAAGCCCUUUUGACCCAGAGCGCGAUGCGGCUGUAGAUGGCCCUUCCCAUUCUACUUUGAACUUUCGUUCGAGGCCUCUGCCUUCUGUCAUUGCUGGUCUGGCAGCCGGUCCAAGCAGUGGACAAACACCCAUCAACCCUGCUUUGCGGCUAUUCAGAAGCACAUACGAUACCUUUACCCGGGAACACCUCUCUGCAAUGGUCGACAGCAUUGCCAUCGAACCUUCUCCCUCACCUCCCAGUAUACCCAGUGUGAGAGGUUUGCGGGAGUGGUCCCCUGCGGCCGAUGACUCUGCUUCACCUUCUCAGCCAUCUUCGGCUUCUCGCGCCGGGUCUACUCCCUCUACAAUGUCAUCAGACGCGCGAUCUUCAAAGAGGUUGAGAUUGUCUCCUGCUUCUCCCCCAGCAAGGAGGGCGCCCUUGAGAGACUGGGCAGCUCAAGGAGCCGCUAUGAUAGGCAAGCUUCGUGGUGUAGAUGCGAGUACGGACGGUGGGAGUGUGAGUGGGUUCAGUGGUAACGAGGCACAAGAAGGAAACACGGUGGAUUAUGUCUCGUCACCGUCUCCCCCUGUCCAAGCUCCGCCUCCAGCCAAAUCAAACUCUGAUCGUGGUACCCAGAGUGAUCGUCCCACUCAUCGAUCCAACCCUUCUUCCACCUCAUCCGGCUACCUGCAAGCUGCCGCAGACAUCAUGGCACGUAUCAAGCAGCGAAAAGUUUCUGAAUCUGCCUCGGAUAGCCCUCAUAUUCACGGCGCCUUGACAGAGUCGGAUGACAAUCGCGUUUGGGAGGAGGAAGCUGGGCGAUAUGCCAUGGCCAAAGGAAAAGGCAAGGUGGGCCCAAGCCCCCGGAGGAUUUUGCGGCACCUUAGUGCGUCGGAGGAAGUCAAGCGCGCCCGCGAAGAAGAAACCGACAGCGACGACGAAGGGGAACAGAUACAAUUCUCCCAGGUCUCCCGUGUAUCGUACGCCUCCCAUACGUCUUCCGUCAACCGCCAACCUCCUCGGUACCUCGAGGAACGCAGACCGACAAGCCAAGCGUCUUCCGUAGACGAUGCGGGUGGGCCACACAUACCCCAACCUCCACAGUUCAAUGCUGACGAUCUCAAUCGUUACAUGUCCUCCUCUACCCAUGCGACUACUACCACUGCUCUCUCCACUUCUUUUGUCAAACAUCGUGGUCCGCGUGCAGCUCCCCCUACACCUUCUGCCAUGCGCAUGAUCCGUCCGGAUGAAGUUCGGGACGUUGUGCCUGAUAGAAUUGGCAAGAUGAGGUAUGACCGGGUUGGGAUGAGAUGGGUACGAGAGCUGGGAGCUGUGGAUGAAGCUGGAGAGAGUCGUCUCACCGGAAGCGAGGAAAGUGUUGAUGUCUUUGCUGGGAUGGAGAGCUUGGCUGCGGAGGAAAGGAGCAGGAGCGUCGUGCCUCAGCAAGCCGCUCCGGUUGACCUUCAGCCCCUUGACGAGUCCAUCAUUGAACAUGACCGCGAAUUGAGGGAGAAUGCCGACGACGAGCAGAGUCUUGUUGGCCGCCCCGAGAGAAGCGCUGUGACUUCCAGCAGCAGCAGUGAGGACGAUCAAGUGCUUCAACACCAUGACGACAUUACAAACCUCGUGCAAGAUGAGGAGGAAGACGAUUCAGGCUCCGAGUCUGAUGUGGACGAGCAGACAGUCCGUCCACAGGCUGCUCCAUUGCAGACAUCUCCUCAACGUCCUCUUCAUCACGUCCACUCUGCACCGGCGAUGAUGACCCCAACGCCAUCAGCAUUCGCCCCCAGGCCUUUGCGCUCUGCUCUUCGCAACGUCAACGGAGGUAGUGCUACGCCCGCCCCUGGGCCAAAGAAGAGACAAGGAUGGUCUGACGAAGCGACACCCAUGCCUGCGGGACGAGGAGCCACUCCUGCUAGUAGCCAGAGGCGAAGCGUCAGCUUCUCAGAUGGCAAGAAGGCUGGCAAGAUUGAGAAUGUUGAGGUGGAAAUUCAGAUGGCAAGGUGGACGGCCAAGGCACAAGAUGAAGAAGAGGAUCUGUUCAGAGGCGAUGGGACCAGCGGAGAGAAGAGCUUCUUGCCUAGUGCGAGGACAAAAAGGAUCCAGGGGCUGCUCGAGAAUAUGGGCGACCUCACUCUCGCAGACGAGACGCCUUCCAAGCCGCCUUCGCGAUACGUCGAAAAGUCUGAUCGUCCUUCGUCCCGCAACUCGCUCGCCAAUUCAUCCCGACAAUCCCAUUCCCUCGCCAACUCUUCCGACUCGGACUCCGCCGUCCCCAUUCGUUCAUUCCGAAACCGUAGCUCUGGUGGGCCGCGUAACACUGCGGAUGCGACCUUCCUCACGGAAUGCUCGUUUGGCGUGGCGCAUGAUAAGCUUGUAGAAAUGAUUACGGAUGCUGAACCUUUCAACCCUCACUGGGAGAAGCUCAAGAGUAUCAACCUGAAGGGAAAAGGAGCGGACAGUGUUGCUAGGUUGAAGGAGUUCUUGCCGAAUCUUGACGAGGCGAAUUUGGAUGACAAUGCUAUCGGCUACUUGAGUGGCAUACCGUCGUCGGUUAGGACACUCCACGUGGCUGGCAACCGGUUGACAAGUCUCACUUCCGUCAACCAUCUGCGCAACCUGCAAUACCUUGACAUCUCUGGAAACAAACUGGACAGCGCAGCGCAACUCUCUUGCCUCAUUCACCUUCGUGAACUCAAGGCCGAUAAUAAUGGCAUUUCGGACCUCAGUGGUAUUCUGGAUAUGGACUGCCUCAUCAAGGUCAGCUGUGCCAACAACAAGCUCGAGGGACUAGACCUUUCAAGCUCCAGAUGGUCGAAACUUGAGAGUCUAAAUGUCAGCAACAACAGCAUUACCUUCAUCAAAGAUCUGCAUCAAUUGUCUUCAGCUGCGUCCAUCAACCUCGAUGGGAAUCAACUGGAUGUGCUGGCUCCUUCCAAGCCGAUGCCGAAUGUCCGCGUCCUGCGAUUCAGUGACAACGAAGUGUCGCACUUUGACGUCUCCCUCUUCCCGAAGAUCAGGACGCUCUACGCCGACAACAACUCCCUUACUCACAUUGCUCGUACCGACCGACACGCCUCCAGUCGGUUGGAAAAUAUCUCCCUCCGUAACCAGCGGGCGCCAUCGCUCCGCCUAACGUUUGCCGACCUGGAGAACGUUCGCAGACUCUAUGUCUCUGGCAACCCGCUGGGCGACGACUUCUUCCCUCGUCGUCCUCUCUACUCGCUAGUGUAUCUUGAAGCUGCUGCUUGCAAGAUCACUGCCUGGCCCAGCAAUUUUGCCAGCAACAUGCCGCAUCUCAAGAUGCUCAACUUGAACUACAACUAUUUGACAAGUCUUGACGGCAUCAAAGGGCUGAAAGAGCUUAGGAAGUUGACGAUUGUUGGUGGAAGAAUUGGAGGUGAAGAGGACAGCAAAGCGAAUAAGGAUAUUAUCUCGGGCUUGAGGGGCGUGGAGACUAUCGAGGAGCUUGAUCUGAGGAUGAACCCCUCAACGUUGAGCUACUAUUUCCCUCUUCUGCUAUCUUCUUCAUCCCCGUCUUCCAUCCUCGACCCUUCGACUGCAAAGCCCCGGCUGGCAGACCAGAGUACUGUUGCAAAACCUGUGGCUGCCCCACCAGCUUUGUGGCACAGCUACGAUAAUCGCUUCAGGAAGAAUCUUCCCGAUGAGUGGUACUCUAAACGUCUACUGCAUAGAGGGCUGGUCAUGAAGGCUUGUCCUCAAAUCAAGAAGCUAGACGGGAUUGUCGUUGAGGACGGGGAGAAGAAGAAGGCAGAGGAGCUUUUGCGGGCGGCGUUGGUCGCGAGGAGACAUUGA